This is a messenger RNA of Ilex paraguariensis (yerba mate), 1282 nucleotides long. Lineage: Eukaryota; Viridiplantae; Streptophyta; Magnoliopsida; Aquifoliales; Aquifoliaceae. The record is from the annotation of a GenBank genome assembly.
CAGUCUCACGGGCGGGCCUGAUCAACAAGCUGAAAGCAUGGGCAGUGGAAACAUCCGGACAACCUUCGCAUCAGAGGGCGUCGAAUUCCUCAUAUCUGGCGAAGAAAAGGUACCCUUAUCAUCGGUUAAUGGGAAGAUGAUUUGCCUAUUUUUCUCCGCCAACUGGUGCAGGCCUUGUAAAAAUUUUAGCCCCCAACUUGUACAACUAUAUAGCACUUUACGAACUAUGGGUGAAAAUCUGGAAAUUAUCUUCGUUUCAUUUGAUCGAGAUGAGAGUGGAUUCAGUGAACACUUCAAGACUAUGCCAUGGCUUGCAGUCCCAUUCAACGUGAACUUGCAUAAGCGACUGAGCAAACUGUACAAUGUUCAUCACAUCCCUUCAUUUUUACCGCUGGGUUCAGAUGUAUGCCAGGUUGAAGAAGAUGCUGUGGGGUUCAUUGAGGAUUAUGGGGCCGAUGCUUUUCCCUUCACUAAAAAGAGAAAAGAGGCAUUGAAGGCUAUGGAUGAAGUGAAGCUUCAAGGAGGAAAAUUGGAAGAACUCUUGGCACAUGGAGGACGAAACUACCUCGUUUCUGGGCAUGGUAGGAAGAUAUUGGUCUCCGAACUUGUUGGUAAGACAAUUGGUCUCUACUUUGGUGCACAUUGGUGCCCACCUUGUCAAACUUUCAGUGCACAACUAAUAGAAACAUACAAUGAGCUCCACACCACCAGAGAUUGCUUCGAAAUAGUAUUUGUCUCGACGGAUAGAGAUCAUGACGAGUUUGAUCUCAACAUGCGUAAGAUGCCUUGGGUGGUUAUCCCAUACGAGGACAGGACACGGCAAGACCUCUGUAGGAUAUUUGAUAUCAAAGAGAUUCCAGCUUUGGUCCUGCUCGGAUGGGAUGGGAAGACCAUCAGCACAAAAGGGAGGGCUAUGAUCUCCUUGUAUGGCGCUGAUGCUUUCCCAUUUACUGAGUCAAGAAUUGAAGAGAUAGAAACCGCUUUGAGAAAGGAAGCAGAUGGAUUACCUCGUCAAAUAAAGGACCAAAAGCAUCAGCAUGUUCUUAAGUUGGAGAUGCCAAAAACAUUCGUUUGUGAUUCAUGCAAAAAGCGUGGAAGCUUCUGGGCAUUUUCUUGUGACAUUUGCGACUAUGACCUUCACCCAACAUGUGUUCAACAAGAAUUUUAAGGAGUUUUUCCUGUGACAUUUGCUUACAGCUAUCAUGUUCAUGAAUUAUAUUGCUAGGCCUUAUAAUUCUCAAUACUAUAGCUCCUAAGAGUCUCCCAUAAUUGGUGUUUCAGU